AGUGGUUCAGUUAAGGUGGUACGGUUCAGCAGCGUGCUUUUAAUUCAACUUUCAUUUUCAUCCUCAAUUCUUGAAAGAUGCAAGGAUGUCGCAUAGACAUUUCGAGAACUAGGGUGACUGGUUUUUGAGCCCAAAAUCAUAACACUACAAGGAAUUUCUCCUGCUUUGAAACGUGUCUUCAUAACAGCGCUCUGCAGGGAGGCAGUUUUCUUAUUAGAAAUGUUUUGUUGAUCGUAACGAGUUCCUUUUGAUAACUGAUGUCGGAAAAAAUGCCGCGCAUGACGUUCAAAUUUGUUGACGUCCCAAUGUUCUGCACUUGACACUAUCAUGGGGGCAUAAUCAGAUCAUCUGAGUUUACGUCACAACAAUUUUGUCUGCUCUUUUUAGAAACCAAAAGAACUGGCGGUUUUGUUAACAUGCCAGCUGAGAGUUGUCAUUGAUAAUUCACUUCCCCUGUUUCGUGUCUACUUAACUAUUCAAAUUUUAAGGAUGUUGUUCUUGGUUGAAGCAGGGGAAUUUAUCAGAUUUUCACAUGUUGGUGCAUUGGCAGAACAAAAAUGUUUGUUGUUACGUUGAAUAUUGGAAAAUUCUUAUCUAAACAGUUUCGUGUUGACACUUGGCUUAAUCCCCUUCUAAACGGAUCGAUGAAGACUUUGACAUUACGUCUGCAGAUGUAAUUUCAUUACGUAAAAGUGAAACCAUAAACAAAAGUAUCAUACUUCAACUGUUCGGUCCAUAUAAGUCCAUUCGUCUCUCUGAGAUGAUCAUAUCCUUUCUGAGGUCAUAAGCGCCAGAUCUUAAAUAGAGCGUUGUGGAAAUAAUCGAGUCAGAAGUAAAAAAAUAAUGUUCUCUAAACUGAGCCCAAGUUUCGCCCGCAAAGGACACCAACAACUCACAUGCAGUGACGCGGACGAGAAAGAUCGAGUGAUUGCUGGAGUACAGUACAGCGUACGUUACAUUGGAUCCACAGAAGUUGCAGGAGCAAGUGGGACUGGCAGCGGAAAGACGGAAAAACCUGUAGCCACAGUAUUUGAAGAGCAGAGGAAGACUGGCAACGGCAAGACGCAGAAGAAAAUGAUCCUGAACGUGUGUUCGAAAAGCUUGAGCGUCAGUGAGGAAGCGAGCGGAAAACUGGUCGCAAAUUUCGCGAUCUCUAAGGUAACCUUCUGUAACAUCGACAACUUCCACGAGAAAGCGUUUGUGUUCAUUGCACGAGACAAGGCAGAAAGUCCAUUUAAGGCAUUUGUCUUCACCUGCGAAAGCAAAGCAAAGGCACGGGAACUUUUCAAGGCACUUUCCUUGGCUUUCAUGAUCAAUUACGAAAGUUAUCAAGCGUCAUUGGCUCGUGGUUGGCCAAACGGCGCAACGCAUGUGCGCAACGAUGAGAGCAAACAAACGUUCUUCAAUGGAAUAGGCGGUGAGUGUUUGGACGAAGCGCAGCCCGCAAAAGCGAAAGCGGAACAUUUGAAUGGUGCGUUCACUUCGCAGAAAGAAUCUCACCUGCUCAAUGUAAACGGUUUUCGAUCCACUCAAGAGACAGUUCCGAAGAAAAUGACACCCAUACCGAAUAAAAACCUUCUACGCGUUGCAGAUUACCGCUUGCAGAGCUCGUCGAAUCCCCCGCACGGUUUGAAAACAAACGCAUCAAUCGUCCCCGACUCAGAAACUCGUCCGUCUUCGCUGCAUCCCCCGAAGAUAAAAAAGAAUGAUGAAAUGGAAGAGGAGUUUACAGAAUUUGCUGAACUGAGGUCGAAAUGUCGCUCCAAUUCGGCGCUCGAAGCCCCAUCAAGCAGACAUCCCGGAAAUGUUUUUCAUGGCUUCCAAGGCUGUGACAGUGCCCCGAAUGUGUGGGGCAGCUUCCAAAACUACUCUUGCCCGACGAUUUAUUGAAUACUCUUACCUUGCCCGAAUGGUUUAUUUAGAGUUCUUUUGAAGUAACAGGUUAUUUAUUGUUAAAUCGUAAAGGAUGGCGCUUGCGAAUUUCCCUCGCGGUCGGAGAACAUGGUGCGAUUAGUAAAGGAAAUCCUGGGUCAACUAUGCCCGCAAUUUGCUCCAAAAGCUGUCAGCCUGUGAUAAAUGAAUUUCAAUCGUUUUUGUUGAGAUAGGUAUGUUUGUGUCUUAAGGAAUGUUAGAAAGAAUUUCAGUUAACGUGUGACUGUACUGAACUGCUCGGGAGAAGAAGAAGCCGAUUGUAACAGCUUUUUCUAGAACGAUCUCCAACAAAAUAAAAAAACUUUGGAAUUUUGA
Molecule: messenger RNA, 2247 nt
Organism: Stylophora pistillata
Lineage: Eukaryota; Metazoa; Cnidaria; Anthozoa; Scleractinia; Pocilloporidae
Source: RefSeq, a predicted model, not a curated record